AUGAUGCUCUUCUUAGUGCUGUCAUUGCUCCUCUUAGCAAAAAAUGUGAAAGCAACCUUUGAUAUUCCUCAUCCUCUUUCUAUUGCCUCCUCAUUCUCCCACAUCUACCACCAACUUGACAAUAUCAACAUUGGGAAUUGCUCUCUCGCAAAUGUAUCUCUCCCAUUGAACGCGACAGAUUCCCCACUUCCAGUCCCAUCCACAAACCUAACUCUCAAAUACGUUGCAUUGGGUCGAGGAACACAGAACUACACCUGUCCAUCAGAUGCGUCCUCAGAUUCCAAAACCACCACCAAGCCCAGAGCCAUAGGUGCUGCCGCCACACUCUUUGACGCCUCUUGCAUUGCAUCGUCAUCUCUAGCUCUCCUCCACGAAGUCCCCGCAAUUAUCAGCGCCACUCCUAUUGGAUCUCUCGCGUUCAUGGCAACCCUUGUGGCCCAGGGCACGAGAAGUACCAAUCUCAUCAUUGGGGAGCACCACUUCAACGCUGAUGGAGACCCGGUUUUCGACAUGGCACUGAGUGGCUCCAAGCUCUGGAUUGCUACUAAUAAAAUAGCCGCUACCCCAGCUCCCAACUCAACAUCAAAAUCAUCCGGCGAUGUUCCGUGGCUUAAGCUAGGACACAAGAAGGGGGACGGUAUUCAGGAAGUCUACCGAGUUGUGACGUCUCAAGGUGACCCGCCGUCUACGUGUGCUGGUCAAAACACAACGAUUCAAGUUGAUUAUGCUGCAGAGUAUUGGUUCUACGGGUGA
This is a messenger RNA of Penicillium griseofulvum, 753 nucleotides long. Its product is annotated as DUF3455 domain-containing protein. The transcript is spliced from 2 exons. The record is from RefSeq and is a predicted model, not a curated record. Bases 1 to 753 code for a protein of 250 amino acids. NCBI's taxonomy places the organism in Eukaryota, Fungi, Ascomycota, Eurotiomycetes, Eurotiales, Aspergillaceae.